This is a messenger RNA of Engraulis encrasicolus (European anchovy), 5569 nucleotides long. It is a transcript of the gene snx13, whose product is annotated as sorting nexin 13. The record is from RefSeq and is a predicted model, not a curated record. The coding region runs from base 139 to 3042 and encodes 967 amino acids. Gene Ontology annotation, cellular component: early endosome. Gene Ontology annotation, molecular function: phosphatidylinositol binding. The transcript is spliced from 26 exons. NCBI's taxonomy places the organism in Eukaryota, Metazoa, Chordata, Actinopteri, Clupeiformes, Engraulidae.
UCUAGCAAUAUGGCGACUAUCCGGAGAGUGUACGGACUCUGGAAGCCUAUCAGUUUUUAAACGAGAAAAUAGCUACGUAACCUACGAUAAAAUGUGGUGGGGUUAGGCUAAAGGACGUGCGCCGCAACGUUUUAAAUAAUGUUUGCAGAGGCCAGUCUGUCUGUCUGGGGAUGGGGGGGUCUUGGCGUGGUGCUCUUCCUCAUCACAUUCGGACCCUUUGCAAUCUUUUAUCUGGCCUUUUACAUAGUCUGCUUCGUUGGCGGGGGCUUUGCCGUAACGCUUUUAUUUGGAAAGACAAACUCCGAGAAACACCUGGAGAGGUGCGAGCACUCCUACCUGGCCGCCACCCCAUCCGGCAUCCUGAAGACGUUGGAUGAGAUGCGUCUGGAGAUCAAGCCCAUAAAGAUUGACCGCCGGCUGACAGGGUCCAGCUUCAUAGACGAGCCUCUGCAACAGGUGAUCCAGUUUGCCCUGAGGGACUACAUUCAGUACUGGUACUACACCCUGAGCGAGGACGAGUCCUUCCUGCUGGAGAUCCGACAAACUGUGCAGAACGCUCUGGUCCAGUUCUCCACCAGAUCCAAAGAGGUGGACUGGCAGCCUUACUUCACUACGCGGCUGGUGGAUGACUUCGCUACUCACCUGCGUGUCUUCAGGAAGGCCCAGGAAAGACUCACAGAGAGGGAUGACCCUAAACAACGGGAGUCGUCUGAAGAGCUGCUGGAGUCUUUCUUCGAGGCCGAGGUGGAGAUGGAGAGGAAGAUCUGCCGCGACGUGGUCUGCACCUCACCCAAAGAUGAAGAAGGCUUCCUGCGAGACCUGUGUGAGGUGCUGCUGUAUCUGUUACUACCUCCGGGAGACUUCCACAACAAGAACAUGAGAUACUUCCUACGGGAGGUGCUGGCCAGAGGCGUUCUCCUUCCUCUGAUCAACCAGCUUAGUGACCCGGAUUAUCUCAAUCAGUUAGUCAUAUGGAUGAUCCGGGACUCCAGCUGUAACUACGAGGCCUUUAUGACCAUCCUGAAGCUGACGGACAAGAUCACCGAGCUGGAGGCCGUCAAGGACAAGGUCCUGGAGGAACUGCAGUACCUACGCUCUCUGGACACCGCCGGAGAUGACAUAAAUAUGAUCAAGAAUCAGAUCAACAGUCUAUUGUUUGUGAAAAAAGUAUGUGAAACAAGGAUACAAAGGCUGCAGUCGGGAAAGGAAGUGGAUGCCAUGAAGCUAGCGGCUAACUUUGGGAAGCUGUGCAUUAUCCCACUGGAGCACAUCCUGGUGCACAAUAUUGCGCUGCAGUUCUUUAUGGACUACAUGCAGCAGAUGGGCGCCCAGGCGGACCUGUUCUUCUGGCUGACGGUGGAGGGCUACCGGGUGACGGCCCAGCAGCAGCUGGAGGUCAUGCAGGGCUGGCAGAGGGACGGCAAGAAGCAGGGCAGCCAGACCAAAGGCCUGCUCAAGGCAGCCGCACUGGGGGUCUUCGAACAGUACCUCUCGGAUAAGGCCUCUCCCAGAGUGCAGGUAGACGAAGCCUCCAUUCUCAAGCUGGGGGAGAAACUCAACAAAGAGGAUCCCACCCCAGAGAUAUUUGACGACAUCCAGAGAAAGGUGUAUGACAAGAUGUUGAGGGACGAGCGCUACUACCCGUCCUUUAAGCAGCACCCUCUCUACGUACGCAUGCUGGCUGAGCUGGAUAUGCUCAAGGAACCCAGCUACAGGGGCUCAGAUGACGGGGACGGAGAGUCCUUCAAUGGAUCCCCAACGGGAAGCAUUAAUCUGUCGUUGGACGAUCUGACCAAUGCCACUGCCGAUGAGAUCCUGUCACUGAACGCCUACAUCUCCGACACUGCUGACGCUUUUCUAAACCACCUUCCCGUGGCAGGCGUGUGCAACGACCACGGCAAGACCUACGCGCUCUACGCCAUCACCGUCUUCCGCAAGAACGCCGACGGCAGCGAGGACACCUGGAAGACCUACCGUCGCUAUAGCGACUUCCACGACUUCCACAUGCGCAUCACAGAACAGUUUGAGAACCUCACAACCAUACUGAAGCUGCCCGGGAAGAAGACCUUCAACAAUAUGGACAGAGACUUCCUAGAGAAGAGGAAAAAGGACCUCAAUGCAUAUCUACAGCUGCUGCUAAAUCCAGAGAUGGUGAAAGCCUGCCCCAGCCUUACUCCCUACAUCUACGACUUCCUCGAGAACAAAGCCUAUAGUAAAGGCAAGGGUGACUUUGCACGUAAGAUGGACACCUUUGUGAACCCGCUGCGGAGUUCUAUGCGCAACGUGUCAAACGCGGUCAAGUCCUUCCCCGACAGCCUGGCGGAGGGCAUGAACAAGAUGUCGGACAACGUGGGCCGUAUGGGCGAGAGGCUCGGCCAGGACAUCAAGCAGGGCAUAUUCAAGAUGCCACCGUACAAUCCAAAGGCAGAUUUCGGGCCCGAGCACUGCAGAGUCUCAGCACAGCUGGACGACAAUGUGGACGACAACAUCCCUCUGCGGGUCAUGCUGCUGCUGAUGGAUGAGAUCUUCGACCUGAAGGAGCGUAACCAGUGGCUACGGCGGAACAUCAAGAACCUCCUGCAGCAACUCAUACGGGCCACCUAUGGGGAUACCAUCAACAGGAAAAUCGUGGAUCAUGUGGAUUUCAUGACGUCUCCAGAACAGGUAGCCGACUACGUCAAGAAAUUCAGGGACUCCUACUGGCCCAAUGGGAUCCUGGCUGAGAAUGCUCCCCGCAGAGACAAGAGCAUACGCAUGAGGACCAGAGUGGCCGCCAAGACCAGCCUGCUAGGAAUCAUGCCAGACGAGCUGAAGCACAUCAUCGGGGCGGAGACGACACGCAAGGGCAUCCUGCGCGUCUUCGACAUGUUCCAGCACCAGCAGCUGAACCGGCGGCUGGUCUACGUGCUGCUGGAGGGCUUCCUGGAGACCAUGUUCCCGCAGUGCAAGUUCCCCGAGCUCUUCGUCAAGCUGCACUCGCGCUCGCCGCGCACCCGCCGCUACUCGCAGAGACAGCUCAAGAGCUCCUCGCUCAAGAGGUGACGGCCCGGGCAGGCCGGAGAGGGACAGGAACAGGUGACAAUGGAGGACAAUGCACCACGUGGGUCAGACAAGCGGACAGUACUGCGGAAUGCGGCGCCAGAAGGAGGCCCCGCCCUACCAUAUCAUCGGACCCCCGCUACUGGACCUGGACCGACCACCGUGCGUCCUUCCCACCCCCGCUAGUCACUGUGACGCGUGUGCCAGUCACUAAUGAUCCACAACCACACUAACCAUACGGAGCUCUGCCACCCCGAGACCCUAAAAUUCCCAGCACACCACCAACCCUCACUGCUUUCACCCUCCCCGAGCAGUAAACCCAACCCAACACAAAGCCACUGAGGUUGGGACUGAGGCUGAGGCUGUGGCUGAGAGAGGGCCUGACUCACAAGAGUGACGGGAGAGAAGGAGGUUGGGAUGGAGGAGGGGAGAGAAAGUGGUUGUGGGUGUGUCUGUUUGGGUAUAUGAUGUGUGUGUGUGUGGGUGGGUGGCUAUGGAGAGAAGUGAGUACGGCAGAUGUUACUGGGACACAUCCAUGUGUCCCUCAGCAGCUGGCUGGCUGGGCCGGAAUUAACCGGACCGGACCAAAUACCGACCCGUCCUGUCCAGCUGCUCUGCUCUGGUCUUGGUGUCCUCUGCGUCCUCGUGAUGCUCCUGGAUCGGAGACACCGUCUCUUCCCCCCAGGUCUCUCCCCCCGUGACACCACCCAACCCUUGCGGCUGCACAGCAUAGGGCAACCUCCCCUGGUCCAUUGACAAAGUAUCACUGAGAACACUUUCAAGAAACACGUUCAAGUUCAUAUAACUCUACAUCUCUUACCACUAAGAUGCUUGGCUGACACAGACAGCAUCCUGUGUUUGUAACAUGUUUUUGUUGUUGUUGUUUAUUUUCCUUUUGUUUUUGUUUUGUUUUUUUGUCGUUUGUUUGUUGAUUUGGACAUCAAAAUUAUGGCUGCAGUUUGGGAGGCACAUGGAUCCCAGACAAAAAUCGAAUUGUUUUUUUUCCUUUUCGUAUUUUUUUCUUAUUAUUACCGUAAAUCACUAUGGUGAAUCACCCAUAGUGGACCUGCCACCCAAGAGUAGUAGUACACAAAUGCUGUACCAUUUUUAAUCACGUCUUAAGAAGAGAUAGAAUCAUGGAAAGACAAAGAGAAGAAGAGAGAGAGAGAGAGAAAGAAAGAGAAAGCUCAGUUCUCUCACCACAGUCUUCUAAAGCUUUACUCCAAGGCUUGUGAGGAUUUUAACGGUCGGCAGAGUUUUUAAAACGCACCGUAAUUCACAUUUUAUCAUAUAUAUGAACUUGUGUAUGAUAUGAAUACAAAGUGUUUAUUAACCAAAUAUAGUUGUGGCACAGAUGCAAACUGGUUUUCUGACCACAGAUGCAGCAGCACGUGCAGUUUUUCCCCCUUCUGUCUUUUGAGUGUAGGAAUGGGUAAGAAGGGGGAAGCUUGGCCUACAGGAGCAGCCUUUGCUUAAUAAGUGAUGGUCAGUGACUGUAACAACAUACUACAACUAUUUGUAUGUGUGUGUGUAUAGGUAUGCUUGCAUCUGUGAGAGGAAAGACCUUUCAAAUGUCUGUGUGACCUUCCAGAGAAAACAUCAUGGUGUGCAAGUGUGUGUGUGUGUGUUCUGGUGAUUGCAGAUAGUUGUUGAAUUCGAAAAGAAAAGAAAAAAACUGAGAAACAAACAAUAAGCAUAUUUGGAAAUAUGCUGCAAAGAAUGUACCCAACCUUUGGUGAGACUCUGUCCCGUAUAAGUUUUAUAAACUCAGCCGAACUAAAGUCCCAUCAAAAUGUCUGGGAUCAUCAUCAUCAUCAUCAUCGUGGUCGUUGUACUCACAGAUGUUUUUUUUUUUUUUGGUCUUGUUCCUUUUUUCCUGUUGAAAUCCAUGUGUAGCACUAAAACACAGGCCUCUUAGGUGUCAGAGAAAACUAAAAACUGUGCCAGUUUGAACUAGAGAAUCAGCCUUAACUCUUUAGACCAAGAGAUGGGAUGCAUCCCAAGAACAUGGUUCAGUAGUACAUAAGGUUAAGUUCACCUUUAGGGAGGGUUGGAUCAUGUAAUACAAGAGCCCAAAGGCCUCAUUUUGUUAGUUAAGUGAUGACUGUAGGGUAUUGUAGCAAAGGGGAGUAGAGUUGCCCAGCUGGGACUCGAACCCGGACCUUCUGGGAUAGUAAACUGGGGCUCUGACCGCUACACCAAACUACCCCAGAAGGUCUGGGUUUGAGUCUCAGCUGGGAAAUUCUACUCCCCUUCGCUACAGGUAUAUAUAAACAGGUUAAGCCCUUUCUGUAGGUUAACUUGGCCAGGUUGAUCACUUAACCGUGUUCUUGGAAUCCCCUCGGAGGAGACGCUAGAGAUAGCCUAGCUUCCUUAAACUGCAAAACAUGCACACGAGAUACGUGGGAGACCACACAAACAGCCCCAUGUAAUCAUACUGUUAUUCAGAGAAUAUGUCAUUCAUUUUUGUGCAAUAUUUGCUUUCUUUGAUGCAUGUGUAUUUUAAUAACUGUGUGUUGGGUGUAUGUGU